AUGGUGGAAUUCGGGAUCUCCUUUGGGACCAUCAAAUCCCUAUUGAUCUUCUUCGCGCCCAUCCUAAUCCCGCGUGUGAUCAACUUCUAUCGCGGGUUCCGAGUCGCCAUAGCACAGCGUCCUACACCUCGUCCGCUAGAUUCAUCUAGUCAACGAGCGCUCAACGUCCUCUUCUUCUCCGUCCUCUUAUGUCUCCUCCUCAGUCUCCCUUUCAAUCCUCAUGCGCCGUCUCCCAGUAUCUUCUCCCAAACACGUUCACGCAUCAACACCCCGACCGAUGUUAUUUUCAGCCGACUGGCACGGUUCCGGCCGGGCGACACCCUCACCGAGGCAGAUAAACUCCUCCGCUCGAAACUCACAUCAGUCGUCGCUCGGCGGGUCUACCUUCGCUACGGACCCGACGCCCUGACAUCGUGCGAAUACUGCUCGGUCGACAAUCUCAAGACAUACCUUCUUUACUACCUCCCCUUCAACACAUUGCUCCCGCAUCUUCUCCACAUGGUCGUGGUGGGCCUGGUGACCGCGACACCGUUCGCUGGCCGCGACGCCGCUGGCUGGCGCAACAAAUUCACAAUCGCUGGCCUGGCCCUGGCCGCAGUGGACAUCUACAUCGUCUCCACCUACGAUCCGGUGCAGUCCGCCUCGGCUGCGGUGCGCGCGGGAAUCUCUCCGCCAUCGAGCUUGUAUCACCAAAUCACCCUCUUCCGCCCGCUGGCAUUUGCCAUUUUCGACGGAAUCUGCGCGCUUCUGAUCUACAUCUCCGCCACGAACCGGUUCUUCUUCACGCCUCCUUCGCAGGCCGACCAAGUCGACCAGCUGGUCUCGGCCUCGUUGACAUCCCUGGCCGGAGCGAGCUCCAAGUUGCACGCGAUGAGUGUGGCGCGGAAUGCCGUGGUGAGAGACAAGGUUCUGAAGGAUCGGGACGAUGCGUAUUGGCGGACGGUGGUCGCGAUGAGCGCCGGCGGCGCGGAGGGCGAUCCCUCCAUGGCGCCGAGCAAUAUCUGGGAGGAGGAGGAAGUGGUGCGAGCCAUGUCGCGGGCGAUGGCGGGACAGGGAGGGGUGGAUUUGGCCAAGCUGGGUGUCAGUGCGGCUGAGUACGUCAACGGCGUCACGGCAGGUUUAGAUGAAGUUGAGUCGGAGGGUCAGUAA
Molecule: messenger RNA, 1149 nt
Organism: Aspergillus clavatus NRRL 1
Lineage: Eukaryota; Fungi; Ascomycota; Eurotiomycetes; Eurotiales; Aspergillaceae
Exons: 2
Coding region: 1-1149 (382 amino acids)
Source: RefSeq, a predicted model, not a curated record